GACAUCAAAGUGAGCCAUGGCAUACUGCCAAGGUACGCUCGCUCAUCGAUGCGGGCGUCGAUACUUUCAUUUGCCUUCAGGAGCAUGCAGAGCUUCGCCGCUUCACGCCGUACAUGGACAUUGCCCAGCGGCUUCAUGCAGAGAAGGCGGGUUGGAAGGCUGCCGAGGGCCCUGCACUGGAAUUCUUCCACUGCCCCACGCCAGACCAGCACGUGACAACUGAAGAGUCAGUUCUCCGGGCGGUGAAGACCCUGGCAAGUAAGCUGCAAGAAGGUCGGACGGUGUACGUGCACUGCUGGGGUGGACAUGGUCGGACGGGUACCUUAAUCUGCUCCUUCCUGACAGUUUGCUACGGCUUGACAGUGGCGCAAGCCAAGGACUUCUACAUGCUCGGCGAGCGCUGUCGCCCCGCGCGCAGUGGCUACUGGCCAGCUAGCCAAGCGCAGUACGAUCAGGUGACAGCUGUGGCGAGUAUGGCAGUGCAGGAUAUCCUUGACCAAGCGCCUCUACUGGAUCCACUCGUGGACUGGGCAACUCCGAGGGCCACGCCUGCCUCAGACUCCGGAAAUGCCUGGUGCGGCUGUGACAGCAUCUCUCGUGCCUCAAAGCGGGCAUAG
Symbiodinium pilosum is the source of this 617-nucleotide messenger RNA. Lineage: Eukaryota; Dinophyceae; Suessiales; Symbiodiniaceae. The record is from the annotation of a GenBank genome assembly.